AUGAAUUCUGCACAGGUCACCGAGGAACCAUUUCCGGCCCAGUCGAAGCGGGCCACUGGGCCAAUCGACGGCGUUGCUACCGAGGCUUCCUCCCUCUUCUUCUCCGACAAGAUACUCGUGACCCUCUCCCAGGAAGGCAGACUGUCACAAUGGAUUCAAGUACCGCUCUCGGCCCCUUCGCCUGCUGCUGUAGACAUGGCUCUGGCGAAUGCGAGUCUACUACCCAUGUCUCAUCUCACACCAAAGACAUUGCUGGGUGGUGGAGGCGAGGAACGAGAAUCUCUGGCUCAACUAUAUGCUGUCCAGAUCGCCAGCCACAUCGCAAGAGCAAACUCUGAGGAACGGCGUACUCUAGUCGUGGGACUUGGACUCCAAAGACUGCGGCCUGAGCGAGAAGCCUUCUUUGACGUGCUUGAGCUGAUCCAAAAGGUGCUGUGA
Molecule: messenger RNA, 438 nt
Organism: Anthostomella pinea
Lineage: Eukaryota; Fungi; Ascomycota; Sordariomycetes; Xylariales; Xylariaceae
Source: the annotation of a GenBank genome assembly